UCUCCUACAAAACUCUCUCAAUGAGAUGUGAGAUCAAGACCAGAGAACAGCAAGGCUCUAAAGAGUGCUUUGAGCUGACGUUUUUCGCCACAAUUUUGGACAAGUUACUUAUGAGACUCUUCCAAUCUGCAAGAGAUUUAUUUUACCAUUUGGUAGAUUGACAAAACGACACUGAAAAACGCGGUUGACAUUGAUGAUGUCGAUAAUCUUGAAAAACUAAGGUCUUAGUAACUUACAGAAGAACUAUAGACAAGUAAAGGAAGUAAAAGAGUCUUGAUUUCUYCUAAAGUGCGCAACUUGUAAACAUGAAUAUCACAAAUAACAUUUCCAGUCAGUCGUUACCAAACCAUACAUCGACACCUGUACGUCCUAGCAACAUUGAAGUCUUUGGCCUUGUUCCUGUCAUUAUUUCUUGUAUAUUCUACGUACAGAUUGCAGUACUUGCCAUUUUUGGAAACGGGCUCGUUGUCGGCUCGUUUAUUCGUCAUCGGCACUUACGAACAUUCACGAACUACUUCGUUGUUUCACUCGGUGUUGCCGAUAUGUUGGUCGGGAUGAUCUCGAUUCCAAUGUGGAUGUCACUUUUACUCGGUGGUCAAACGACGGAGGUAUUCCUCGUGGUUUACACGUUGCUUGACAUCUUUGCCGGGACGACGUCCAUUAUGCAUUUAAUGGUGAUCAGUUUAGARAGGUUUUAUGCAAUCAUAUUCCCUGUGCGCCAUCGUAACACAAGYUCAGCGRUUUACUACAUCGGCCUCGUCUUCGUGUGGGUGUUGCCUGGYAUAAUGAGCUUUUUAAGUGUACAAGUACUAAGACCUUACGAUAAAGAGAUGAACAUAUUGGUCUUGUUCCUGGUAUUUUUUGUGACUCCGCUGGUCGUCAUACUAUUCGCCUAUGGUGGAAUUUGGAAGGCAGUUCGAACUCGCGUCCUUCCCCAAGCGACGCAACCUGGAAAGCGGUCUCUAAAACGUGACAUGCGCGUUAUUGUCACCAUAGCUUUAGUGAUCUUAUUCUUUGUGGUAUCAUGGUUUCCAUUCUUUGUAGUUAAUUUACUGGCAAUAUUUAACCCASAAUCCACCAUKCCUUACCAGACCUCCCUACUUUUGUUCACAAAGUUUAUGCAUUUCUCCAAUUCAGCGGUAAAUCCCAUUGUUUAUGCUGUCAAAAUCCCAGAGUUCCGCAGGGCCUUUCGACAGCUAGUUGGAUUGUGCUUGUGUCGGGCACACAAUCUCAGACCACGUGAUAACGAGCUGUUUUCCGGGACUGACAUUCGUGAUAAACAAACAGUAGUAUCCAACGGUUAGAAAACUGCAGUAUUACCCAGAAUCCAACGUACAACAGCUUUACAUCGCCACACUAACAAUGAUUGAAAACUGCAGUACCAAACAGAACCAAUGUGCAAAGUGAUGCACAUCAAUAAUUAAACAAUGAUUGAAAACUGCAGUAUUACCCAGAAUCCAACGUACAACAGCUUUACAUCGCCACACUAACAAUGAUUGAAAACUGCAGUACCAAACAGAACCAAUGUGCAAAGUGAUGCACACCAAUAAUUAAACAAUGAUUGAAAACUGCAGUACAGAAGUUGAUUGCACUAUCAAUCUGACAAUCAUUAUAACUGCAGUAACACCCUCUAUAUCCUAUCGUACAAUAGCUGUAACUAGCUGUCUACCUAUUGUUGAAUUAUCGAAAGAUGUUAUGUUGUAAUAAAGGUGUAAAAAGUGGAAAAAUCAAUUUGAUGUUUGAAGAGGGUAACUUAGCAUUCUGGUAUUAUUAGCGGAAACGCACUAAAACAUAGUCUCAUCGCAGCCAUUUGUGUUGAUAGGUUACGUGCUCAUUUAAAAUAUACAAGAAUAAAGCUGUUACGGUUCAUUUCAUUAUUCUUUA
Molecule: messenger RNA, 1884 nt
Organism: Exaiptasia diaphana
Lineage: Eukaryota; Metazoa; Cnidaria; Anthozoa; Actiniaria; Aiptasiidae
Product: dopamine D2-like receptor
Exons: 3
Coding region: 306-1304 (332 amino acids)
Biological process (GO): G protein-coupled receptor signaling pathway
Cellular component (GO): membrane
Molecular function (GO): G protein-coupled receptor activity
Source: RefSeq, a predicted model, not a curated record